AGGCGGCGCCGCGCUAGCUGCAGCCGAGCCGGCGGCGGCCCCCAGCCCAGCCCGGCGCUGCCGCCGAGCCCGGGCCCCAGCGAGCAGCGGCGCUCAAGUUCCCGCCAUGAGCUGCGGGCUCUGCGGGCUCCGCGGCUCGGGAGACUCCCUCCCGGCUGAGCGCGAUCGCCGCGCCCCGCGGCCCCGACGCGCCUAACGCCGCCGCUCGCCGGUCCCGCUCCCGCUCCCGCCGCCGCCCGCGUCCCGGCCGCCGCCUCGGCCCCGCCGCGCCGCCCGCGAACAGCAUGUCUCGAAGGAAGAUUUCGUCCGAGUCCUUCAGCUCCCUGGGCUCCGACUACCUGGAGACCAGCCCCGAGGAGGAGGGCGAGUGCCCGCUGUCCAGGCUCUGCUGGAACGGCAGCCGGAGCCCGCCCGGGCAGCCCGAGCCCAGCGCGGCCGCCGCCGCCGCCACGGCCGCCGCUGCCGCCGCCUCUGCCGCCGCCGCCGCCGCCGGGGCCAGGAGGGCGCAGCGCCGGAGGCGGGUCAACCUGGACUCGCUGGGCGAGAGCAUCAGCCGCCUGACGGCGCCCUCGCCUCAGACGAUUCAGCAAACUCUCAAGAGGACAUUGCAGUAUUAUGAGCACCAAGUUAUUGGUUAUAGGGAUGCAGAAAAGAAUUUCCACAAUAUCUCCAACAGAUGCUCCUAUGCAGACCAUUCCAACAAAGAGGAAAUCGAGGACAUUUCGGGAAUUCUUCAGUGCACUGCUAAUAUACUCGGAUUGAAGUUCGAGGAAAUUCAAGAACGAUUUGGUGAGGAGUUCUUUAAUAUCUGCUUUGAUGAGAACGAGAGAGUCCUUCGAGCUGUCGGUGGCACAUUGCAGGACUUCUUUAAUGGCUUCGAUGCUUUGUUGGAACACAUUAGAACUUCCUUUGGAAAACAGGCCACUCUGGAGUCACCGUCAUUCCUAUGCAAAGAGCUCCCUGAAGGUGCUCUCAUGCUCCACUACUUCCACCCUCACCAGAUUGUGGGCUUCGCGAUGCUGGGGAUGAUUAAGGCCGCAGGAAAGAAGAUCUAUCGGCUGGAUGUGGAAGUGGAACAGGUGGCAAAUGAGUUAUGCUCCGAUGGCUCAAACCCAGGCAACUGUAGCUGUCUCACUUUUCUUAUCAAAGAAUGUGAAAAUGCUACUAUCUCGAAGAACCUUCCCCAGGGAACCUCCCAGGUUCCCGAGGACCUCAGAAUUAGCAUCAACACCUUCUGCAGAGCCUUUCCUUUCCACUUGAUGUUUGACCCCCACAUGGCAGUCCUUCAGCUGGGGGAAGGCCUGCGGAAGCAGCUUCGAUGCGACACUCACAAAGUGCUCAAGUUUGAGGACUGCUUCGAGAUCGUUUCUCCGAAGGUGACUGCCACCUUCGAAAGGGUCCUGCUGCGACUGUCCACCCCAUUUGUGAUUAGGACCAAGCCUGAGGCUUCUGGCACGGAAAAUAAAGACAAGGUGAUGGAAGUCAAAGGACAAAUGAUCCACGUCCCAGAAUCAAAUUCCAUUUUAUUUUUGGGCUCUCCAUGUGUGGACAAGUUGGACGAACUCAUGGGCCGGGGACUCCAUCUCUCAGACAUCCCCAUCCAUGAUGCCACCCGAGAUGUCAUUUUGGUUGGCGAGCAGGCUAAGGCCCAAGAUGGCUUGAAGAAGAGGAUGGAUAAAUUAAAGGCAACUUUAGAAAGAACUCACCAGGCCCUGGAGGAAGAGAAGAAGAAAACAGUGGAUCUUCUAUACUCUAUUUUUCCCGGUGAUGUAGCCCAGCAACUGUGGCAAGGGCAGCAAGUGCAGGCCAGGAAGUUUGACGAUGUCACCAUGCUCUUCUCGGACAUAGUUGGCUUCACGGCCGUCUGCGCACAGUGCACCCCCAUGCAAGUGAUCAGCAUGCUGAACGAGCUCUACACCAGAUUCGAUCACCAGUGUGGAUUUUUGGAUAUUUAUAAGGUGGAAACAAUAGGUGAUGCAUACUGCGUCGCUGCAGGACUGCACAGAAAAAGCCUCUGCCAUGCGAAGCCCAUUGCGCUCAUGGCCCUGAAGAUGAUGGAGCUUUCAGAAGAGGUGCUGACACCUGACGGGAGGCCCAUCCAGAUGAGGAUAGGCAUUCAUUCAGGCUCUGUGCUGGCUGGAGUUGUUGGGGUAAGAAUGCCACGAUAUUGCCUGUUUGGAAACAACGUCACUCUGGCAAGCAAAUUCGAAUCGGGAAGCCACCCUCGGCGCAUCAAUGUCAGCCCCACCACUUACCAAUUAUUAAAACGGGAAGAAAGUUUCACAUUCAUUCCUCGGUCCCGUGAAGACCUUCCCGACAACUUUCCAAAGGAAAUUCCCGGGAUCUGCUAUUUCCUGGAGGUAAGGACUGGCCCCAGGCAGCCAAAGCCUUCUCUUUCUUCAUCGAGAAUCAAAAAGGUUUCCUACAACAUCGGCACCAUGUUCCUCCGGGAGACAAGCCUCUGAGACGUGCGACAGAUCAAAGACUCCUCCAAAAGCACAAGCCCAGAACACGGGGCACGACGGGAAGGUGGCGAGGGGUUCUCUUUCACUGCUUCGUUGGGAACAAACAGCGGACUUUCUGUGAUGUCAGGCAAUAAUCCUAGAAAAAGGCGGGCGAUGACUGUCAAUUAAAAAACAACUGGAGGGUGGGGGGAACAAGGCGUGUCCAUACGUAGGAGUGUUCUUGGUCACAUAUAUAUUUUAAUUACAGGUAUGGGCCCCCUUUCAAAACUAACCGAUAAAUAGCGUUCAUGUUUGCUUGUUUGUCACACAUACAGAUAUCUUUCCCUCUAUAUUUGUAUCACUUUUGACAGCCAGUUUUAGCAUAUAUUCCUACAUUUAGUGAGGUGGUAUGUGAAGGAUAUUUUCUAACUUUGUUUUUUCUGAAUAGACAUUUCAUACAUAUAUCAUGGCAGUGUGGUAAGCUUCCCAGCAGGAAGAACUGUAACUCAGCAAAAUAUUUUAGGGAUAUUACCUAUUUUUAUACAUAUCUCUUCUAGAUAAUUACCUUUCACACAACAUGAUUAGAUGUCCUGAAUCUGUCACUGUAUGCUUGGUAAAUAGUGUAACUCUAACCUAUUCUUCCAAUAUAGUUUUAUUUACCUAGAGUCUUUAGUGCUUAGACUUGAGGACACAUAUAACCAAGAAUUUCAGAUGCUGAGAAAGAAUUGUACAUCUGCUUAGUAAAUAUAUCCUGUAGAUUUAAUUCAUGUAACAUGGGACCCAGAGCAAAUGGAAUUUCCUAAUAGUAGCUGAGAUUAAAGAAAGAUCCUUUUUGCCAUCUUCUAACAAGAAUCAGUCAAACCCAAAUGCUCUCUUCACUGAACGCUUUUCAACUUUGCAUUCACAAAUACAGGUAGUUAUUAUAAGGUACUGAACUGCACUCUAAAAACAGCAGCCUGCUAAGUGACAUGCUCACACUCCCUCACCCCCUUCAUGAUGGAUGACGCCUAAAGCCACUCUCAGGAGUGAAUGCCUAGAUACUGCCAUUAGUGAGAACACUUUUGCCAAUAACUUUGUUUCUUCAUGUAUAAUAAAGAGCAAGGAAAAAUACCUGUACUGAAUGGCUUUAAGAUUAAAAUACAUGUUCAUCUUCCGUUGGAUUGAGUUGGCUUUUAAAUUCAGUGAAUUACCUUCAAAACAGUGAUUCCCUAACCUUCACUUAGUAAUCACCAUAGUUACCAAUAGGCUUCCAUCACAUGACCUGCUAAAAUGAAGACCAGCUCCCAAUAAUUAGCACUGCAUGAAAAUAUUAUUACAGACUCACCUGAAAUUAGGAGCACGGUGUGUCCAGAGAUUUUCUAUUUUGGAUCAGAUCUAAAACCUAAGUUUCUAUUGAGGUUAAUGAGCUGUCAGUAUUUUUUCCCUUAAAACCUUAGGGUGUCCAUUUUCUUACUACAGUACAUACACUCAUUAGUAGCUCGUGUCUACCGAAUACAACAUGUUUCUUCUUCUGGUCAGUGAUUUGGGCUGCAUUAUGAUUUGCUUAUGGCAUAACUCAGCAAAGGAGCAUAUUAAGAAGUGUCCAAUGUAGUCUGCAAGGCUGCUAUAGUAUAUUUAAGUUCUCUAAGUGGGUCGCUAGAAAGCAUUUGCAUAUUUAUAAAUGCAAAGUAUUUGUUAUAAGGUGAUCACUUGCAUCAUUGUUGAGCCCUGUCCUCGCCCUGGGGCUUAUGAGGACACUCGUGUGUCACUCUUCAUGUGGGACGGGACGGGCCAGCGCUCUCCGAAUCCUGGCCUGGCCUUCUCUUCCCUGAGUCUAGGCCUCUGUUUUCAAGCACACGGGGCGAGAAGGCCUGGGUGUUCAUGGGCGGCUGUGUAGACUGAGGACAGUGUGCCGCCCUGGGAGAUGAACGCACUUCCUUCACAGGGGGCGGGGCCAGCUGUCCAGUCAGUGCACGGAACAGGCGGGGGCACCUGGUCCUUGCUGGGGAAUGGGAGCACCCUUGUCCUCGUGCCAAGAACAGGACCCCGUAGCUAUCCAUGUUGGUGGGCUGCUCACAGCACAGGGGCAUGCGGAGGGAACCCAGCUCACUGAAUCAUUUAUGCUUAUUCUGCACAGUAACUUAGAGCUUAUCCUGACAUGGUAAAUCAAUGCAUGUUUUGGCAGUAAACAAUGCAUUCUGUAACCAUUAGCCUGAAAGGGACUUCCCUGAACAAUCCAAUCCAUUUCCCUGCUUCUUGUAAAGGUUUGGGUAAGCAACUCUUCUAAACAUAUGGCUACUCUCUCUAAACUGUGAUCACGUAUGGGAAGCAUAUUUUAAAAGCAUCGCUGGAAAUCCACUUUCUUAUCUGGCAAUGGAACUAGGGCCCCAAACCAAAACUGUAGAUGCAUUCAGUUUGUCAGAAGAAUAACAAACUCUUUCUUAGUUUAUAUGAUUUUACUUAGAGAAGUUGCUGUUUACAUUGUCACAAUGAAGAAUAUGCCAAAAACCUAUUCAAUAUCACAGACACGAUGUAAGCUCCAGUUUUAAUACAAUAUAAUCUAUAUAUAUCUUUCAAGCUAUAGUCCCAAGCAAUGGUCUAAUCUGUUGCCAUUUUGCCAAUUUAGUACAAUCGAUCAUCAUAGUUGCACUGUUGCUAUGUGUUUGCAAGGCUGUUUAAAAUGGCUGUUCAUGCUAGCUGUACUCACAGAAUUUAGAAGCUGUGAAAAAGCAUCCUACUUUGCUCUACAUAAUACACUCCACAUGCAUUCUGUUAGGAAUUGUGGCUGUAACAGUGGGUGAUAGUUGGUACUUCAUCUGCCUCAUAUCUAUACAGUCUUCUCACUUACAAGCUACCACACACAUCAUGCAUGUUAGUGAGGCAGCCUAAAAGUAAUUUACAUGAAUGUCCCAUGGAAAUCAAGUGGUAUUAAAUUGGGUAAAUGGCUUUACCCCACUUUAAAAGGGAUAUUUUAAAUAUAAUGUGGCACCUGUUUUAGUGUUUUUUCAAGCAACAAAUUGGAAGAAGUCACUUUAUGACUAGCCAUCAGUGCCAAAGCUUUCAUCAGCAAGAGUAUCACUUUGAUGGAGAGGCUGUCAUUGUUUGCAAAUAAAUCUGAUAUCUAACAAAGUGAGAAACCUCCGUAGGUACCCCAAACACACUGCGCGGAUGUGCUUUGUGAACCUCAGUAGGUAAUAGAAGCCAUAACUGAAGAAUAAUACUCAAUGCCUGGAGAAAGGCAGUGUUAAAAUCUGCCUUGAUAUUCAUCAGUUCUCUCAUAUGUUAAAUUAUAUGAGGUUUCCUUUCAGCACCUGACUCUGUGCUGUCCAAUGAGGUGUGACCUGCCGCUGGCUAAAACCGGAGAGCAGGUUCAUGGAGUUGGCACUUCUAACGUGAUUCUCGUGGCCUCACGCUUGUUCCUGAGACAAUGGCGUAUAGAACAUAGUGUUUUAUUAUGAAAAUGCAAAAGUGUGGCCUCUCCAAGAAAAACAGAGCAAGGCAGAACAGCAGCCUAAACAAUGGCUCUCAUGUACAAGUGCAGAAGGCGUUUCAUUUUGCAAAUUCCUCCCAAGAGUUCCAGCAAUAAAGCAAAAUUAAUCUGAUACAUACAAAAGGCAAAGCCACAGAGAAUUUGGAAAACCACCAGGCUUGGCGUUUUGAACAGAAUCAUAUUGCUACCAAUUGAAGUAGGAUAGUUGAGGUUGUGAGGUAUCAAGAGAGGGCACAAGAUUAUUACCACCAUUAAAUACAUUUCAUGAAGGCUCCGUGGGUUCCUGACUCGCUGAGGGCACUGGGCAGAGAGUAAAACGUCGACAUAUAGGUUUCUAUCGUCUCACGCAUUUGGAGCACUACGUAGUCCGUGCUCAGACCCUCUUUUACUCCCCGCAUUACUGAAAACCAUCCCACCCUCUCACGCCUGGCCCCAACAAACACUUGUCUGUACCUCUGAGCCGAAUGCGGCCACACAAAGAGUUUCUGAGGCCUGUUUCAGGCCCAGAGGAAGAUUCACACAAAGUCAGGCCCAAGCAACAAUGCAUUUCUGAAGGGAACUAAGCCCGCCGCCCCCGACCAGGGGUGCUGGGGGACUGCUGACAUCUGAGCUUGUCCUUUUGCUUUUUCUUCUAAAUACAACCUGCUGAGCACUCGCUGCACCCACUGAAUGUCCCUUCGGAAUGAGUGAUAUAUGCACGGCUGUGGGUGGCACCAGAUGCCUCUCAGCCAGCAAUACCUAAUGCUCAAGACCAACAACGAAGUCCCACAUUAAACCGGGCAUUUCUGUUAUGAGACUACAGAUCUUCAAUACAAAAAUAGUCAUUUCAGAGGCUUUUAGGAACAUACCUUAUUAGACACAACCUGAAAAACACGAUGCAUGAGAGACUGAAUUGUUAAAGUGUAACUAACAUAUUCCAUUCUGAAUGAUGAUUCUUUAUGGAUAGCUCUGACACCAAUAUACUCAAUCCACAGUCAGCUGAUUUAGCACACACACACAUUGUGUUAAAAUGACUGAAUGAAUUUUAUUAUUAAAAGUGUAAAUGAACCCCAGCUGUGGGCUCAAUUUCAGGAUCCUCGUGGUGGUGGCUGAAGAACAGACACUGAUAUUAUACACAAAUUAUCAUAAAUUUUGUCAGGACAUGUUGAGAUAGUGUGCAAAAUUCCUUCCUCACACUUGAUUCAAACAAUUGAAACCUAAGGAUUAUUGUGCUCCCACUUUUCUGUUUCCUUCCUCCAUCUCGUCUCUCCUUCUUCUUCCUUCCAUUAAAAUAAGUCAUUUGUACACACGGUGGGGCAAAAGUAGGUUACAGUUGUUCACAUGGAAAAUAAUACCAUAAUUAAUAAAUAAUAAUGCAGAAAUAAAUUCUGUUUCGUGUACCCAAAACUGUAAAUCUACUUUGCCCCACCGUGUGUGUGUGUGUGUGUGUGUGUGUGUGUGUGUGUGUGUGUUGAGUGUUGAGUGUAGCUAUUUUAAGAAAACAUUUUUUGGAGGACUUUGGAGAUAGAGAAGUAAAAUUUGACUUUUUAUUUCUAAUACAUUGUGGCCAGAACACACAGUUUCAUUCAAGUGUCUUGUUGCCAUCCCAUCCUUAUUAAAAAACAAUGCUGUUUAAUGGUUCAACUCAUGAACUUGGCAGUAUCUGGCUGGCUUCAAAACACCUAGGAAGUGUUUAGGAAUACAAAGUAUUGAGCUUUGCCUUCAGAGAUUUGGAUUCAGUAGGUCUUAGGAAUCUGUAGCUAGAAAACCACUCUAGGGAAUGCUAAUGUGUAGCCAGAUUUGGAGAUCAUUGAAGGAUACUCAAAGAAUCCCAAUCACUAGGAAUAACUAUAGAUUGACUGACAUAGCAACAUAGUAUUUGUAGUUAUUUUGAAAGCUAUAGACUCUGAGCUUCAUAGCAUUAUUUUUUUCACAAGUUGUAAUUAUUUUAGCUGUGGUUUCAAAUGUAUUCUCUGCUUCGUAAACAUGAGUCUUCGAACUUGUUAGAGACAGAAAUCAGCACUGAUAAGCAUGAGGGAUGAAUAUUGCUCACUAUAGGGCUAUUCGGCAUACUAGAUAUGGCACCAUUUUCCUAAUUACUGCCUGAACUGUGCGGUAUAUCACAACAUUUGCUGAUCCUCACCACCAAUAUGCGUAUAUACACCAUGAACCUUUGGACAGAGAAACAAAUGUGGAAGUGACAGCCUUGUUUCUGAAUGCUUUGAUGUUUAUGUUAAGAAAAGUCAACAUAAUACUUAGUCUCACUCUGUGCUUUUCACAUCGAACUGUACAUUCACCUAAAAAUAUUCCCGAGCAAUACCUUGCAGCAACCUUUCAAGCAAUAAUUUAAGCCAUGGUGUUGAUGCCACAGGAAACGUGCCAUUUUGUGCACUUCAUAGAACCUUUAGGGAAAUAGAGGCAUGUUUUAUAUAAGCAAUAACAUGGCUGGUGUGAACUUUUAAAAGAUAGUCACCAUGUUCUACUACAGCAAGAUGGACAACAGCUGAUGACCCAGAUAAAAAGUAUCUGAGAAAUGCCGUGCUCAGUGUAUCUCAGAAGACAUUCAGCUGCACACAGGCCACAAAGUACUUCAUAGACUCCUGUCAGAUUAUUUCUGUUGUAUAAUUUUUUUAAAUGCCUAUAAUAAUAUUUCUCUCAAGAGAUGUGUACAUAUGCAAUGCUGCCCAGGUUUUCAGUCUUUGUAGUACAUAAUGGUAAGGAGCAGUUAAGGACGGAUCCAUGAGAAAAAAGUAGAACAGAAGUUGAUUGAGUUGAUUGAGAAUGUAGGCUUUGCAAACAUAUAGAUGGGUCUUGGGACAAGUUAAUUAAUCUGACUGUAAGUUGGAUAGGGUCUUAGAAGAUGAAAGAUUAAAGAUUAAAGAUAAAAAGAGGUUAUUACCACUGUUUUCUACGAUGGCAAGUGUUCAGUAAGUAUAACAGUAUUUUGUCUUCAGAAUAUGGUUGAAAGUCAUUUGUAGUAUAGUUAACAAACAUCUUAAAAUGAUUAUGUAGUUGCAUUGAAAAUAAAGUGCUCCCUUCAGCUAUUUUGAUGAUAGUAUGAAAGCUUUUAGUCCCUUAAUAGUUAAAUUACUCUUCCUUUAUUUAGAAUAAUGUAUGGGGAUUACAGAUAAAAGCCACUGGUAAAUUGUUAUACUAAAGAUAUUCUAAGCAACAGAUUAUUAUUUAGCAAAUUAUAUAAGUUUAAAUCCAUUCUUAAGCUCUUUGACUAUAGUUCCUAUUGCUGUCUCGCUGGGUAAACUCCCUUCUAAUCACAAAUCUGAGCACAAUUGGAAUGGUGGGUGGGUUUGCUAGUCUAUUAGGAUACCCACACCAAAAUUUAAGUUAGCAUCCUUUUGUCUACAACAGGGGUCCUCAAACUACGGCCCGCGGGCCACAUGCAAAUACAAAUAUUGUAUUUGUUCCCGUUUUGUUUUUUUACUUCAAAAUAAGAUAUGUGUAGUGUGCAUAGGAAUUUGUUCAUAGUUUUUUUAAAAAAAACUAUAGUCCGACCCUCCAAUGGUCUGAGGGACAGUGAAUUGGCCCCCUGUAUAAAAAGUUUGAGGACCCCUGGUUUACAAUUUAGAAAAUGACCCUAUAAAAUCAGUCAGGGUUGUUGAUUCACUGAGACAGUUUUGACAGUUGUAUUUUUGUAUAUCAUUCAAUGCGUAACCCUUAAUAAGCAUGCUUUUGAUUAUUAUAAAUAAUGACCAAUUGUUCAUUUGAAACUAUUAAGUUACAUUGAAUUUAUCCUCUCAGUUAAUUCAUCCAGUAACUAAGAUCAUUCUUAAUAUUAAACUUAAGCAAUGUUGCUUAUUAUCUGAAAGCAGAAGACACAAGAAAAAAACAACACCACAAAAUGGCAAGCCUAAGUAAUAACUUGUUUCUCAUUCUUUUGAAACAUUUUUUUAAAAAGUAGUCAGUUUCUAUUGUCUUCCUCUGUGGCCUUUUCACUAUUUGGCGAUAAAGAAGGGAUUCUACUAAAUAUACUUUUGCUGCAGUCUACUACAUGUAAUUCUAUAUAAGUUGGGCAACGAUGUAUUAAUUGGGGUAAAAAUCAGAAGUGUACAAAAUUGCUCCUCACACCACCUUACUUUUUAAAGAGAAUUUCUCCUUUUAUGUUGUCUGGCAGUCAGUUAUACAUCAGACUCCGGACAGGGGCAGAUGGGAGGGCUGGGAUGUGGAGGGGCUCUAGAUGAGAUUGAGCAAAGAGAUUUCAUUUCAUGAAGGUGUAGAUACUCUCAAAGGAGAGGCGGUUUCCAUCAUAGACACGUGUGGCUCCAUGAGAGCCAGAUGAUUUAUUCGACUGGUGGUCAUUCUCACUUUAAAAAGCAAAGAGAAAACUUCACAGGCCGUUCUCAGUGUCCUUAGGGUAGUGUCAGCCUCUCAGCAGCUGCAGUGUCAGUGGCACUGGGACUCCGGGGCUCGCAGAGCUAUGAAUAGGAACUCUCUGAAGGUGGCAGAUAGCGCCACCACGUUGCACUGAUGAAGGUAAAUGAAAGUGUCAGAGCAUCUGGGCUGAAGGAACAGAGAAAGCCAGAUACCAGCUGUGGCGUAAGUCAUGGAAAAGCUGUUAAAAUUAGCACAAAGGGACAGACUAUUGGUGUGCAACUGAUAGGAAAACAAACCCCCCUCUCCCCCCCCCCCACCUCUAUAGCAUGCCUGGCUGAGCUAACAUUCAGCAAGAAAAAUACAAUUUGAUUUUAUACAUCCUUUCCAAAAUUCUGAAAUUAUAAAAACUAUCUUUCCCUAGUUUGAAAAUUUAAUCAGAAAGAAUGAGAAAUAUUUAUUCUGUGUCCUAAAAUCUAUAAAAUCCUUCCUUGGGCUAUACUAUAUUCCAUGUCAUUCUUCACAAUGUUCUCAAAUGAGGUUUUAGCUGCUAGCAAAACAAGUGCUCAAUUUUAGAGUAGGCGGGAGCCUUUAUGACCCGACAGCCUAUCCAUCGCAUUCAGGGUGCUCCAGAGGGUCAGAGCCAGGGAGAGAGGUGCCCGUAGCCUGUGAUGGCGUGCUGUGAGAGAGAUGAAGGUGACUCUGUCUUCCAAUAUUAAAGUGCUUAGGUAAUCUCUUUCUGUCAUUCAAAGAUGUUUCACAUACAAGUAAUUGGUUAAUUCAAGCAGAGUUUGAUUAGAACAUAAAUGUUAAAAGGAGGAAAUAAACAUGAACAAUUACCAGUUAGAAAAAAUAAUGUAGGAUAAAGAUUUGCUGUUUUAGAAGAGUACACUUACUCAUAUCCAAAAGUUGGAAUGCUAGAGACUGGAAAGUUUUCUAACUAUAUCAAAUUGUUCAACACUGAGAAAGGAAAAUAAUUUUGUUGAUGUAUCUCUUAAGGUUUUGUUCCCUGAAGAUAACAUAUAAUUAUAAAUUACAUUUAAAUUAUUUUUUCUCCAUAUUCUUUGCUUGUGGAAAAAAAAUAAAGAUGUAGAUGAUGUCAUGAAUAAGACAAACUUAAAAAUUGUGGCAUUGAGCCAUGGUUUGCAAAUUUGUUAACAUUCUUUUACCUAAAAUAAUAAACUUUUAUUUUAUUUUUAUUUUUUUAAUAUGUUUUUAUUGAUUUCAGAGAAAGGAGGGAAAUGGAGAGAGAGAUCAAAACAACAGUGAUGAGAGAGAACCAUUGAUAGGCUGCCUCCUGAACACCCCUCAUUGGGGAUUGAGCCUGCAACCCGGGCAUGUGCCCUGACUGGGAAUCAAACCGUGACCUCCUGGUUGAUAGGUCGAUGCUCAACCACUGAGCACCCUGGCUGGCGCAAACUGUUUAUAAUAAUAAGGGUUAAGGAUAGCCAUUAAAUACUGUAUUUAGACUUGUUCACAUUAGGAUAUAGAGCAAAGCAACUCAAACUUUUCAAAAUAAAAUCUAAGUCAAAGGUCUUUUAAGUUCAAGUCAUUUGAACAACACAUGUAUUUUUACAUCACCUCUAACAAGAAACUAUGCAUUCCCUACAUAUGGAAACCUCAAUUCCAUUAUUACUUUCCCCAAAGCAUGCCUUUAUGGUCAAUAUCAUUAACUUUCAAGGCUAGCAAGAGAGUAUGGUGUUCUUUUGAGACUGAGGUGAUCUGUAUCAAUAUAUUUGUGUAUAGUUACUUAAAAGGCUUCCCUCUCUUUUAUAGCUUUUUUUUUUCAGUUCAAAGCAUCAUAGAAGCAAAAUAUUGGAGCGAGCAGAUGAUUUUUCAAUAACAUGAACCUCAGACCCUUCAAAUUUUAUUGGUAUAAAUUACCUUGUUGAAAUCAAAACCUAAACUUGACUUGGAGUCUCAAAUAAAUCGCUUUUGUAUUAUUUGACUAUAAUUUAUUAUCAAGAAGGAGAAAUUAAUUCUUAUGUAGAUCUGAUUUUGACCAAGAAGGUCAAGGUAAACUAGAUGACUCUAUAAUUACCUACAGUAAUUCAGGGAGUUUUUUAAAAAUUCUUUAAUUUUUACUUUUGUUGUGCAAAGAUAAUCAUUAGUGGAUGGCAGCUAAAAUUAUUAUUCCUAUCUUUUACAUUUGUUUCAAGCGUGUCACCAGGUACUUGUAAAAUCAGUUCUUUUCAUUUAUUAUGUAACUCCAUGACCUGGAAUAAUAGUUACCCAUUGCUCUUGCUUUUGAUCCUUAAAAACACCUCAUUUUUCCUGUCUAAAAGAAUUCUCCUGCUAAAAUGCAAAUGAGCACCUGACUAUAGGAGGUAUUCCAUUUUGUGAGCUUAUGUGAAGUACUGUAGCUAAGUUCAACUGGACUGCAGCAAAAAGACACCAAUAGGGAAGAUGAAAAAAGAUAGAAAAAUCAAACUUCGCCUGUAGCCCAACCCUGCUGACCUAGAACAAAGCUGAAAAUAGAUGGCAAGGUUAACUGAUUACAGUUGACCCUUGAACAAUACAGGUUAGAUCUGUGCAGAUCCAAUUGUACAUGGAUUUUCUUCAAUAAAUAUAUAGUCAGUAAUUUAAUCCCCAGAUUGUGCAUUUGUGGGUUCAACCAACUGCAGAUCAAAAACAAUAUUUUUAGUCUGCAGUUGGGAACCGAGGAUUGGAGAGCCAAUUGUAUGCAAAGUUCUAUGCCAUCCUCUAUAAUAAAAGGCUAAUAUUGCCGAAACCGGUUUGGCUCAGUGGAUAGAGCGUCGGCCUGCAGACUGAAAGGUCCCAGGUUCGAUUCCGGUCAAGGGCAUGUAUCUGGGUUGCGGGCACAUCCCCAGUGGGAGAUGUGCAGGAGGCAGCUGAUCGAUGUUUCUCUUUCAUCGAUGUUUCUGACUAUCUCUCGCCCUUCCUCUCUGUAAAAAAUCAAUAAAAUAUAUAUAUUUUUUUUUUUUUUUUUAAAAAGGCUAAUAUGCAAAUUGGCUGAACAGUGGAACUACCGGUUGUUACAAUGAGCACUGACCACCAGGAGGCACAUGCUCAAUGCAGGAGCUGCCCCCUGGUGGUCAGUGCACUCCCACAGGGUGAGUGCCACUCAGCCAGAAGCCAGGCUCACAGCUGGCAAGCGCAGCGGAGGUGGCAGGAGCCUCUCCUGCCUCCGUAGCAGGGCUAAGGACCCCUUGGGGGAUGUUUGAUGAGGGAUUCUGGACUGCGAAAGGGCGCAGGCUGGGCUGAGGGACACCCCCCCUCCCCCCAAUGCGCAAAUGUCAUCCAGCAGGCCUCUAGUUUUAUAUAAGGAACUUGAGAAUCCACGGAUUUUGUUAUCUGCUGGGGUCCUAGAACCAGUCCUCAAAUGCCCAGGGACCACUGAGUUUUGGGGAAUCAAAGUUACAUGUGAAUGUUCAGCUGCAUGGCGGUCCAGUAGCCCUAACCUCACACAUUGCUCAAGGGUCAACUGUAUAGAUAUUUAAACACAGUAUUCAUAGUUAACAGACCAGCAUAAAAGUCAGCAUGUCAAACUGUGAUGAAACAAAUAAGAAACUUAAGAAAUAUGCUAAUCAGAAUGAAAGUAUUAAGAGACAAAAAUAACUUUUAGCAUUACAUAUGCCCACAAGUAUAGAAUUUAUUUUCUGUUGGGAAAAUUUGUCUUCAAUCCAUAUUGGCUAUAUGAUCUAAUUAGACAUUAGGAUAGCCCUUAUAACAAUGACAACCCAUGCAAGAGUCCAAAUAUCAAGUGUGGCCAUAACUUGGAUAGUAACAGAAUUGAAUAUUAUUUCUGAAUAAGACAGCUGCUGAAUGUGAAAUGAGUGGGCUAUAUGUAUAGAUGCUAUGUGCAGUAAACUAACUAGGUCCUCAAAGUUUGUCAGUAUCCUCAGCCUCUCUCUCUUUUAUUUUUAUUUUGUGUGUUUUUCUUCCCUUCCUCCCUCCUCUAAUUCCAUGCCUUUGAGAUUUUAACAUAUAGCUACUUAUAACCAUAAUUUUGGCUUACUUGCUAGAAUUAACAAAUUCUCAAGUUCUUAAAUACAAAAAGACAUGAGUGAGGUCAUUUUAUGAUACAUCAAGGGGUCAACCAUUAUAAAUCUCAAUUCCAAAAGAAAAUUCAAUCAUUUCUAGCAGAGUUCAAUUCAUAAGGAAAAGGAAAUAAAAUAUUUUAUUUAAAAUAAUAAAAAAGAGGAAGACAGAAGAGUACGUCCGUCCAUUUUUAGGUACCCUCUAAAAACACUAUAAUAAUUUGAACAAGUCUUGAACAAGAUUUAAAGAAUCUUUAAUCUCCAAAACUAAAAACUUUAUCUUAUUCAUGCUUUUAUGUUAGUGUACUAAGGUUACAUUCAAACUACUUAACUUGUUGUGUCCAUGCCCUAAGUUUGUGUUCAGUUACAGAAAAGCAUAUAGAAAUAACACAGCCUUUUUCUUUCUGGAAGGAUAUGCUUCACUACAUCAAAUCCCUUUGAAUGUGGCUCUUUUUCUCCUUCGGACUUCUUUGUUACACACCUCAGGGUUCCUCUGGUCAAACACGUCAGGUAGUCAGAUAGACAUAGGAAUAUGAAAACUUCAGAAAAUUUUAAAACUUCAAAAGGGAAGAGUUUCUGUGUUAAACGACUCUUAUGUAUUUAACACUGAUUAUUUUUAAAUUGUGAAAAACAAAAAACAGGCAGCUACCAUAUAAAUUGACUGUUUUGAAAGUGCCAAUUGCUUUCCUCCUGUGAUUUUCAUUAAGAAAGCUUUUGUCUUGAAAUGACAGAUAAUUUAUAGACAUUCAAAUGACGAAAUAUGGCAUUCAAUAACUUUACCAUUUUUAUGUCUUGAGGGAAACAUUUUAAUAAUGAAUGUAAAAAUAGAACAAAUGUGGUUGAGAAAAAUAGAAGAAUUUAAGACGAAUUUGAAUAGCUCUGAUCCAAAGUCCCAUUUCCCCCCUCCAUGUUGCUGCCUCCUGCUGAAUUGAUAUGUAAGUCCCAGACUGGCAAAAGUCACAAAUUAUUGUCUCCUGUAAGAAUCUGGAGAUAAGCAGAAAUUAUUCUGUGUGGAAAUUGAAUCACAUCACCAUGGUGGGUUAUGCCUACUAGGGAAGUCAGGUUAGGUUCAAAUAGAAAAAAGUGGUUAAUGGAGAGAAAGACUUCUGAUUUUUUUAAGAGUUGGCUAGACAGACUAUAUCAUUAUUUAAAAAAAUCUUUCUGAGAGUUUUGCCUUGGAAAAGCUCUAAAUUUUUAUAACAGCUGCCUGUAACUACAUUAUAACAUUGGCAAUCAAGUGACAAAACUGUCUCAUUAUGCUUUUAAAAUGUACCGAUUAAGUGCAUUCCCGAAAUAAUACAUAUCGUUCUUCAUUUCAAAAUCAACCUACCUGGAUUCUGACUCUUCGACUGUGAGUAGCCAUUUUACAAAACCAAAGGGUCUAAUAUCCCAAACAGUAUUUUAGAUUAAAAAACAAAACAAUAAACCUUGCCUGCUCAUUUCAAUGCAUAAGACGAACAGCCAAUGCAUUUCCAUCCAACAUUCCCGCACCACAUAAUAAUAAAUAGGAUUCCCAACACACUUAUUAAAAAUACAUAGUUAUAAUGUGCUGGGCCGUCUUUCACUUCCUCUGCAUGGGGUAGGUUUCACUUAACCAGAUACAUGAAUUAUUUUAAUAUUUUGUCCAAUUCAUUUGCUGUAAUUUCACGGGUCUAAAUUUUUGGUUUGGUUUGUGAUGUAAAUAAUAUUGUAUAUCUGCUAUUUUGCUAUCAGAUUAUACUUUGUAAAUCAUUCCUUUUAAAAAUCUAGUUGCCCAAACUUAAAUUACAAUGUCAUCAAAUAACACUACGUAAAUAUACUAAUAUAUCUGUAGGGCAUGGUUAAAUGAAACAUAUUUUGAAAUGUCAAGCUAUUUCUCAUUUUUAAAAAGAUGAAUGCAUCUCUUAAGCCUGUACCAUUAAUUUUUUAAAAGUUUCAUUUGGUGUUUCAUAUUAUAUUUUAAAGUAGUUUUCUUUAUUUAGUAGUACAGGUUUAGAAAAAUGAUAACAUGUGUCUCAUUUCACUAGAAUUUUAAGACACUUAUAGGAUUAUAAACAUCUACUGUAACUUUUUUGCUUUUCAUGUUACACCACUUUUUACUUAUUUGAUUAUGUUUAUUUAUAAUUAUGCUAAAUCAUGCACAAUGUAAAUAGCAUGUUUCAUUAUGCAAAAUGUCUUUGUAUUUACACACUGAAGAACAAGGUAAAUUUAUAUAUGAAAAUGAGUGGUAAAAACCUGGGUUCCUUAUAAAACAAAGUAGAAAUAACCAUUGUGUGUUAUAUUUACAUAAUUCAUUAUAAAGCUAUCUGUUUAAGUCAUGCAUUUAUUUACUGUAUAAAUCCAAACUGUCACGUAAAAUAUUUAAAUCAAUAAAUGAUUACAAACAGAA
This is a messenger RNA of Myotis daubentonii (Daubenton's bat), 16587 nucleotides long. It is a transcript of the gene GUCY1A2, whose product is annotated as guanylate cyclase 1 soluble subunit alpha 2. The record is from RefSeq and is a predicted model, not a curated record. Gene Ontology annotation, molecular function: guanylate cyclase activity; heme binding. Lineage: Eukaryota; Metazoa; Chordata; Mammalia; Chiroptera; Vespertilionidae. Gene Ontology annotation, biological process: response to oxygen levels; cGMP biosynthetic process. Gene Ontology annotation, cellular component: guanylate cyclase complex, soluble.